Molecule: messenger RNA, 969 nt
Organism: Triticum turgidum subsp. durum (durum wheat)
Lineage: Eukaryota; Viridiplantae; Streptophyta; Magnoliopsida; Poales; Poaceae
Source: the annotation of a GenBank genome assembly
AUGACUGAUUUUUUUAGCGGGAUCCAAGCUGGUAUGGUUGUCAAUGGAUUAGAGAACAUCGAACAGUCGCCCAAAGAUUGGAACAGUGACGGGGAUGGUUCAGGCGGCUCAACUGGUUUGCCUGAAUCACCAUGUUUCACGUCCAGGCUUUCUGUGCUCAAAGUGGGUUCAGUCAUAAGCAAGUUUUCUGAAUUCAAGUGCCAAUUAGUCAGGGAAACUGGAUUCGAUGGAAUGCUUGAGCUAAAAUCAUGGCAGAAGAUCAACCUAAAAUACAACGCUUAUAUAAUGGAUAGAGUCGAUGUAGAUGCAAGUAUAAUAAAUCUUGAGCGCCAAGGAGUUAUUGAACUAUGUGACAAGGAUAUGAAUUAUGUGUUUGGCAUCCCAUGUGGCGAUUCAACCAUAGAAGGCGAAGGAGUCGAGCCGUCAGCAGCUUGCAUUGAGUAUACCCGUGCGGCAACAUCGUUUAGUGACAGAGGCACCCACAGCCUGAAAGCAGCAGAGGCAUACUUAAGCAGAUGCAUAACAGAAUCAUCUACUCAAUUAGAGCAGGACUGCUUCAAAAUUGCUUUUGUUAUUUUUAUUGUUGGUCAUGUGCUGGCACCUACUGCGAAGCACGAUUAUAUAUCAAUUGAUUUCUGGGCUGCACUGAAUGAUAUCAGCAAGAUAAAGGAUUGGAAUUGGGGAGGAUACGUGUUGAAAAAUCUUUUUCAAGCUGUCAAAAAGUUCAAGGCAGAUGUUUUGAGGAGAAACCCAACCGUGCAUAUAGUUGGAUGUCAUCUGUUUCUGCAGCUUUUUGUGCUUGAUAGCCUCGAGCUGGGUGUUCUAAACAGGGCAAGAGGUGUAACCCCGCGUAUAGGCUUGUACGACUAUGAGUCGAUCAAGAAUAUGGUUGAGAAAAUUACAGUGAAUUUUGCCCUGGGCGAAGUUUCCUUUCACGGCGCACCGGUGCGGAGUGAGCUCUCCGUGUGA